AUGUUAAAUCUGUUGAUAAUAUGUAUAAUAAUUGAGAGAAUAUUAAAUGUGUUUUCGUACAAAUUAAUCAAAUCUUACGAUAAAAUUAAUUUAACUUUGAAAAAUGAAUUUAAAGUUUAUUCUCAAGGGGAAGGACCAGAUUUAUCUUCUGAUAUCGUUCCUAAUCCUUUAUACCAGGCUGGAAUUAAAUAUAACAGGAAAAAAUUUCCCUACGAAUCGAAGAAUAAAAAUAUCUUAAAGAAUCUUGGCAAAUCAAGAAUCGACUCCAUCCUACACAAUAUACAAUCCUUCGUCAACUCGAAACUUCACAAUAGAAAUGAUAAUUCCACCAGUAAUUCCAAGGGUAAAAUUACGGAUACCCGAGAGGGAGAUAGAGAUGGAGAUGGAGAUGGAAAGGGAGAGGGAGAUGGAGAUGGAGGGGGAGGGAUGUGUAAGGAGGAAUGCGUGAAAAGAUCAGUUUUGUACAGUAAUCUAAAGAGAAUUAUGGAUAAAAAUAACUUUAAACCUGAAAAAAUACUCAGAACCGAUGAUUUCAUUAAUGGAAUGUUGUAUAGAAGAUUGGGGGAGUCUGAUUUGGUGGUGAGUCAGUUGUGUAUUGGCACGGCAAUGUACGAUAACCCCGAACUCAUCGACCCCGAUCACGCCCUUGAUAUCAUGGAAACCGCUCUCAAACUAUUCGGAAUCAAUUUCUACGAUGUGUGUGAGUAUGAUCCGUAUCCGUAUGAGCCUAGGAGUUAUCUUGAGGGUCAUCACAAGACUGUGAGAUCCUUUAUUAGCCGCGUGGGACGUGAGAAUUUGGUCCUGUCUGGACGUAUAGCAUCGAGUAACCUGGGAAAAUAUAAAUCUUCCGGACGAUUUCUCUCAUGGGUUCGAAACAAUAUUCGUGAAAAACCUAAUAGAAACGUGAUUGAGAGUGCAGUGGACAACCUGUUGAUGAGUUUGGGUACGGAUUACUUGGACAUAUUAUCCUUUGUAUUUCCAUAUCGUUAUGUGCCUUUAUCACAUUUGGGUGAGGAUACUUACUGCUGGUCCUCUGAAUACACUUUUAAUAAUCUGGAAAUCCCAGACUGUUCCGAUGUAACCCCGGGAUUAGACAAUUUGGAUGACCAAAUUGAAGCGUUAAAUUAUUUAUAUUCCAAGGGGAAGAUUAAAAGCGUCGGACUCUCAAAUGAAACUGUUUGGGGAAUACAUCGCAUUAAACAUCAUCCAAACAGACAGUUUCCACUCUCCUCCAUACAAACUUUGUACAAUCUUUUACACCGCAAUGAAACGGAAUCAAGCGGAUUGGUGGAGGCGAGUUUGAAGGAGAAUUUUAAUUGUCCGAUAAUAGCGUAUGGCAUCCUGGCCGGUGGUAUUCUCACCGGCAAAUACCUCGAUCCCGAACGAAUAAACCCUAUGGGCGCUGAUAAAACAAGAGAAGUUACCAAUUUCUACGAAUACUCACUACCAGACAAUUUUGAGUAUCCGGAGGAUUAUGGGCAUUUAAGUUAUGGACCUUCCAAUUCCAGGUGUAAUCUCUUUCCACAAACUUAUCACACCCACAGAACGGUGUGGUGUCAGCAUGUGACGGGAGAAUACAUAAAACUCGCCAGAACUCACGGACUCACACUUUCACAACUCGCACACUCAUACACUUUCUCCAGACCUUUCAUAUGUAGUAGUAUAAUUGGUCCUCGUAGUAUUGGUCAGUUAUAUGAGACUAUAUCUUCUUUAAACUACCCUGUGACACCUCAGCUUGAGUCGGACAUCCAUGAGAUCUUCUUGCGGUACCGUGCGGUGACGAUGGGCGGUCCGCAAUUCCUGACUAAGAUUGACGACUUUGAGGUGCCAGUUUCCCAAAAUGAUAUCAUGAAGAAUGGAUUAUUACCCAUUUGGAGCGGGGGCUCACACUGGCAUAUGGACUCAAUCCCCUCAUUUGAUAAGCUAUACCAUCUCCACAGCUUGAAGGAGGAUUUAGUCAAGAUUAAGAGGAUUUUCGGACUUUUAGAUAAACCAAAUGAUUCCAACUGGCCCAACUACAGGUGCUGGAUCGAACGUACCAAUGAACACUUACCUGGCGAGUAUUUUGCGGUGAAGGAGAGUAAGUUAUUUUCCUGGGACACGAUGAAGCUUGACAAUUUAACACUCGUCAACAAAACACCCGAAGAAAUCCAACAAGACGAUACCUCACACUUCCACUUCUACUGGAAAUCCGGGAAAGUAUAUGUUGGACCUACGAGUGAGGCGAUAUAUAGCUUUUACGAGGACAAGGAAGCGCAAUAUAACACAAUUAAACAACGCGAAGAAAGCUUUAAACGUGGACUAAACCUGAAACAAUUGCCUGAUGACAUGAUGAUAUGGUCUCCGGUGGAUGUGGACUUGGUGUAUAAAAGGUUAACGGAGAGACAGAUUAAUCCGUUGAAUGAGCAAGAGUUGGAGGAGUUGUUAUAUAAUUUCAUGGCCGAGGGGAAGGAAUUAACGGAUGAGGAAAAGAAAUGCCAACAGUUCGCAUACUUUAAUAAACAAAUUGAUAAACUCAAUCAACCACAAACCGAACAACACAUCGGAUCCCUAGACGACUAAUAUACUCACACUCUUA
Molecule: messenger RNA, 2578 nt
Organism: Theileria parva strain Muguga
Lineage: Eukaryota; Apicomplexa; Aconoidasida; Piroplasmida; Theileriidae
Gene: tas
Product: Aldo/keto reductase family protein
Exons: 13
Coding region: 1-2562 (853 amino acids)
Source: RefSeq, a predicted model, not a curated record